AUGGGUAUUUGCAGUUCUUACGAAUCGACGUCGGUGGCGACGGCGAAGUUGAUAUCACACGACGGCAGGUUACAGGAAUUUUCGUACCCGGUAAAAGUCUCAUACGUUCUACAAAAGAAUCCAUCCACCUUCAUUUGUAACUCCGACGAGAUGGAAUUUGAUGAUGUGGUUUCCGCCAUUAGCGACGACGACGAGCUUCAACUUGGUCAGCUUUAUUUCGCGCUUCCGUUGAGCCGGUUGCGACACCCGCUUCAACCGGAGGAAAUGGCGGCAUUGGCCGUGAAAGCCAGCUCUGCAUUGGGUGGUUGUCGCCGGAAAAACGUGUCUUUUACUACGUCUGGGGAGAAGUGUCAUACCAAGAGUUCGGGUCGGGUGGCGGAUGCCGGUGUUUUAGAGACAGGAAACAGGAGGGGUGGCGUAAGACGCGGCGGCGGCGGCGGUGGUAGUGGAAGAAGACGAAACUUUUCAGCAAUGUUGAGUGCUAUACCGGAGUAG
Lactuca virosa is the source of this 495-nucleotide messenger RNA. The record is from the annotation of a GenBank genome assembly. NCBI's taxonomy places the organism in Eukaryota, Viridiplantae, Streptophyta, Magnoliopsida, Asterales, Asteraceae.